AUGAGUAGUGAAAAUAUAAUUGAGUGGAAUAGAUUGGGUAAAUCGGGUUUGAAAAUAUCUAAAGUCAUCAUUGGAUUUAUGUCUUACGGUUCAAAAGAUUGGGCAGAAUGGGUUGAAGACGAUGAAGAAAAGAUAUUCAGGAUUUUGAAAAAGGCUUAUGAUAUGGGUAUUAGAACUUAUGAUACUGCUGACUUCUAUAGUAAUGGUGUUUCAGAAAUCAUUUUGGGUAAAUUUUUGAAAAAAUAUGAUAUCAAAAGAGAUAAGGUUGUUAUCCUUAAUAAAGUUUUCUUCCCAAUUGAUGAAGAUUUAGACUUGAGACAUACAGGUCUUGGUCCUCAUGUUAAUUCAAUUGAUCUUGUGAAUUCCAGAGGCUUAUCAAGAAAGCAUAUUAUUGAUGGUGUUGAAGGUUGUGUAAAAAGGUUAGGUACUUACAUUGAUGUUUUACAAAUUCAUAGAUUGGAUCCAGAAACUACAGGUGAAGAAAUUAUGAGAUCUUUGAACACUAUAGUGGAGAAGGGGUACACACGUUAUAUUGGUGCUUCAUCUAUGAGAGCAACGGACUUUGUUGAGCUUCAACAUAUUGCUGAAAACCAUGGAUGGCAUAAAUUUAUCUCCAUGCAAAAUUACUACAAUUUACUAUAUCGUGAAGAGGAAAGGGAAAUGAUCCCAUACUGUAACAAAAGUGGUGUUGGUUUAGUUCCAUGGUCACCAAAUGCUAGAGGUAUACUAACAAGACCCAUUGCAAAGACCACUGAUAGAAUCAAAUCAGAUCCAACGUUUGUUUCUUUAGGUUUAAACAAUUUAUCAGAAACAGAUAAGGAAAUUGUUAAUAGAGUUGAAGAGAUAUCAAAGAAAAGGGGUGUUUCAAUGGCAAUUGUCUCUAAUGCUUGGGUGAUUAGUAAAGGUGCCUCCCCUAUCAUUGGUUUAAAUAGUGAAGAUAGAGUUGAAGAAGCUGUUGCUGCUACAAAGUUUAAAUUGACAGAAGAGGAAACCAAAUAUUUAGAAGAGCCAUAUCAACCAAAAAGGGUGCUAGGCCACUCAUAA
Messenger RNA from Hansenula ciferrii, 1044 nucleotides. Its product is annotated as aldo/keto reductase. NCBI's taxonomy places the organism in Eukaryota, Fungi, Ascomycota, Saccharomycetes, Phaffomycetales, Wickerhamomycetaceae. The record is from RefSeq and is a predicted model, not a curated record. Bases 1 to 1044 code for a protein of 347 amino acids. The transcript has a single exon.